Molecule: messenger RNA, 702 nt
Organism: Diversispora eburnea
Lineage: Eukaryota; Fungi; Glomeromycota; Glomeromycetes; Diversisporales; Diversisporaceae
Source: the annotation of a GenBank genome assembly
AUGAGUUCCAAUUCUAAUGGAUCGAAAUGGGACAAUAAAUUAAAAUCGAAAGAUGGUAAACUUCCCGAUCCCUACGAAGAAAAUCUCAUAAAAAAGUUUGAUAGAGAUGACAUUUUUAAUUCUUUGAUAUACACAGGCCCUUUUUUAUUUAAGAAACUUUGUUUGAAAAAUUCUAAAAAUAAACCAUCAAGACCCCCUAAUCCUUUUUUAAUAACAAGGGCAAUUCUUGUUAUGGAAGCUGUCAAAAACAAAACUUCGAUAGGGGACGGAACAAUGACCAGUAUUUUAACUUCUUAUAUUUGGGGAGGAGCUGAUAAACAUGAAAAAAACCGGAUGAAGGAGAUUUCCCUCGAAAUCAAAAAAAUUCACAAAAAAACAUUUCCUAAUUAUAAAUAUAAGCCAGAAAGAAAUGGAGUCAAGGACAAAUUCAAUAACAAAACUCCAAAAGAUUUUGAGGCAGAUUUUGGUAAUGAUAAUGAGGAAAUGGUAAUUAAUGAUCCCGAUCCCCAAUACCACGACAAAGAUUUAGGUGAAGGAUUUGAAGUCCACCAAGUCACGCAAGAGCAACUUCCAAUUUUUACUACUUCGGUAUAUUACCCCCAAGUUGCUCAAUAUAAUUUACCUUUCGAAUUUUAUCCAUAUUCUCAAAUUGAAAAUGAUAACAAUCCGUACAUUAUAAAUGGAUUCCCUCCUUUCACAUAA